This is a messenger RNA of Hibiscus syriacus, 538 nucleotides long. RefSeq names its product acyl carrier protein 2, mitochondrial-like. Gene Ontology annotation, biological process: fatty acid biosynthetic process. The transcript is spliced from 2 exons. Bases 99 to 497 code for a protein of 132 amino acids. The record is from RefSeq and is a predicted model, not a curated record. Gene Ontology annotation, molecular function: acyl binding; acyl carrier activity. Gene Ontology annotation, cellular component: mitochondrion. NCBI's taxonomy places the organism in Eukaryota, Viridiplantae, Streptophyta, Magnoliopsida, Malvales, Malvaceae.
CGCAUUCCUCACAGUUUGAGCUUUGAGAGCGGAACAGAAAAGGUUUAUUCAGAGUUUCCAGCAGAGAGAAGAGAAAGGGAAGAGGGAUAUCUACCGAAAUGGCGGCUGUAAGAGGAGCUUUGCUUAAGCACCUGAGGGUGAACGCAACGUCCUUAUCCCUGCUCCGUAACCUAAAUCCUACCCCUAACGGCUUUCUCACCUUCAACGCCAUACGGCGCGGUUUCUCUGACGAGGUCAUGGGCUCUUUCCUCGACAAAUCUGAGGUUACCGAUCGCGUCCUCUGCGUCGUCAAAAACUUCCAGAAAGUUGAUCCUUCCAAGGUUACCCCAAGUGCACAUUUUCAAAAAGAUCUUGGGUUAGAUAGUUUGGACACUGUGGAGGUUGUGAUGGCCCUGGAAGAAGAAUUUGGGUUUGAGAUACCUGAUAAUGAGGCAGACAAGAUCAGUGCAAUCAAUCAUGCUGUUGAGUUCAUUGCUUCUCACCCUCAGGCAAAGUAGAGGUGAAAUUAUGAAAUUCUACUCUUUCGCUUUAUUUUCAC